Molecule: messenger RNA, 1602 nt
Organism: Elaeis guineensis (African oil palm)
Lineage: Eukaryota; Viridiplantae; Streptophyta; Magnoliopsida; Arecales; Arecaceae
Source: RefSeq, a predicted model, not a curated record
UGCGCUUUUAAAAUUGUGCUCAGUAAGUCAGGUGAAACUCCAAGACUUGUUGUUUCUAGCUUCUUCUCUUACCUAUCUUUUCUCCUCACUCUGAUCUUCAAUUCAUUACGUUCAAACAAAACAGCUGAAUUGGAAGAGAGCACGCAUUCUUCAGCCACUUCCUUGCCUGAAUUCAUGAACAACUUUUCGGCUAACAUUAAAGAAAAAGAUUCUACUUCCAAGCUGGGGAGCAUGAAUCUCGGUAACUUCUCUUCUGCGGCGUCAAACAUUUUAGACACUCAAAACUUCAGGUUAUUUGCCACAACAUGGAAUGUUGGAGGAAAACCCCCUCAUGAUGAGCUGAACCUAAAUGAACUCCUUCCCGCCAAUGAUCAAAUAGAUAUUUAUGUUUUAGGAUUCCAGGAAAUAGUCCCUCUGAAUGCCGGAAACGUGCUUGUUAUAGAAGACUGUGAACCAGCAGUGAAAUGGUUAACUUUUAUCAACCAAGCCUUAAACAGGCCACGAGGUGCUGAUGCUGCUAGCAAAGCAAAGACAAUCAACAGCCUGUUGCUCCUUCAGAAGCCUUCACUUGAAGAAGUCAGCAAAAUAUUUAGAACAGUGCAUGGAAGACAGCUCAAGGGGUGCAACUGCACUGCAGAAGUGGCAAAAGAAUACUAUAGAGCUUCAUGUUUCAGAUGCCCUUAUGCCUGUAUUAGUGAAAAAAAUUCUUCAGAGCAUGAACAGGAGGAAAGAAGCAAAUUCAUGGUGAUGGAUACAUAUGGGGCAACUUCUUCAACAACUAACCAACGGAGGUAUUGCCUCAUAGCUAGCAAACAGAUGGUGGGAGUUUUUAUUACUGUUUGGGUUAAGAGAGAACUUGCCCAGCAUGUAGGCCAUCUUAGAGUCUGCUGUGUAGGGUGUGGAAUCAUGGGCUGUCUUGGUAACAAGGGUUGCAUCUCAGUGAGCAUGACUUUGCAUCAGACAAGCUUUUGUUUUGUCUGCAGUCAUUUGGCUUCAGGAGAGAAAGAAGGAGAUGAACUUAGAAGAAACUCUGAUGUUAUAGAGAUACUAAAGAAUACAGAGUUCCCAAAUAUUUGCAAGACACCUGGUCGAAGAAUUCCUGAAAAGAUUCUUGAACAUGAUCGGGUCAUAUGGUUAGGCGACUUGAAUUACCGAAUUGCUCUGAGCGGCGCUGAGAUUAUGAAGCUUCUCAAGAGAGAAAAUUGGGUAGCCCUAUUUAAGAAGGAUCAGCUUAAGAUUGAAAGAGAAGCUGGGCGAGUGUUCAAGGGAUGGCAUGAAGGGAGAAUUUGCUUUCCUCCAACAUACAAGUACUCCAUGAACUCAAAUGUUUACACUCUAGAGGUUGUGGCAUCGAAAGAGACACGAAGAAAUCCUGCAUGGUGCGAUCGCAUACUAUGGCAUGGGAAUGGUAUUGUGCAGUUAUCUUACAGUCGAGGUGAGUCAAAAUUUUCUGAUCACCGGCCAGUACGUGCAGUCUUCAUUGUUGAAGUUGGGGUGCUUGUUGAUAAAUUGAAAAGGCAUCUGUCAGCCCCCAACAAAAAAGUUGGUGUAGAAGCGCUCUUACCUCCAAGUUCUGGUUACUUUUACUCUCUGAUUAUGUGA